AUGGCUUCGAAAAGGGCAAAAGUCGACUUUUCUGCUGAAGCCAUUUUGCGAAAAAUCCAAGAGAGAAAAGAGCUUUUAAACCAUAUAAAUACCUUAAAAGGUCAACUGGUAUUAGAGGAGGUUACGGAUAGUCUGAGAAGUUUAAAGAAACAUGUAAACUUCGAUGUAGUUGGCUUGCUCGCGUUUAUGUUCGGAUUCGACGCAAUUAUGUGGAUUAUGUUAGCAAUCAGACAUGUACCCAAAACCUUCGCGAGAUACAAAAAUAGUCGCUGCAACAUUAUUUUUACAAUAAUCGAUCACUUAUGCCCCUGCCGGUUUUCAGUGACAUUGGUUCACGAUAUUGUUUGUUUUCUGGAAGAAUUUGCGCCUGAAAGCCCUUUCUUGGGAAAUUAUUCUGCUGUUUUUGAGGAAGCCUUAUGUACCCUCAGCAAAAGAGAGAAAUUAAAUUUUGGUGGUUUCAUCGUGCCUCCAGUGGAGGACUGCUUGAGAUGUGGAUCCAUUUUGUCAGCUCCAAAUCCUCCGAGCAGCUGUACUUUGUAUACAAUCACUGGCCCUAAACAGUGCGCGAAACUGGUGCUUCGAUGUAAGGACUGCAAAGUCUCGUAUGGUCGCUCAAUGAUAGCUGAAGGCAAAGGAAACGCUUCCUACUAUUCUGAGGCUAUAGCCGCUGCUGAUGAUCUUAUUGAAGUGACCAAUGUUGUAUACAUGGAAAAAAGAUUAUACAGAUGGCUACCGUCCCUUAUGUAAGUAAUUAAAAUAUAGAUAUUAAAUAUAUACGGUAUUGGUAUAGACAUAGUAAAUUCAGUUUAAUUUCUUUGUAUGACGUCUGAUGACCACUCUCGAAGUUUGUUCAACUUGCGGUCAAAGAAAUUACAUUUAUUGCCUGCAUGCAUGGAUCUCAGCAAUAUUAAACGCAAGUUAUAUGACCUAUUUUCUUUUUGGCAGGAAUCAUUGUUUUGUUUCAUUUGAGGGAUUUUCAGUGUCCUAUAAUGAGUUGUUCAGUCGCGAAAUUAGAGAAAAUUUUCAAUCGGGUAAUUUCAUUGACAUUCUUGGACUUAUUACUAUUAGUUCAUUUCUUCGAAUAUAUAAAAAUACUUUAAUAUAGUUUAUAAUAACAUGAAUCGCAUUUAGAUGUUACAGGAGAUCAAAAUGACGACAAGCAUCAAAAUUUUGUCCCAGUUUCUCAGAUGGUAAGCAACUAAUGUAUCUAUAAUUUUCAAUAUGGUUGUCACUUGUCAUGUAAAAGAGCAAGAAUUCCUUGACCUUGUUAUUGUUAUCAUAUUAUAAAGCUUUCUAUUAUAAAGUGUCUCGAAUUGAACAUUUUUAGACCAUUAGUCAUGCAUGUUUAAAAAUUUCUUCAUGCAACUUUUAAAAUCUGUCGUAAACCUAAAUUAAACGUUUUAAAGAGUAAAAAAAUAAACUAUAUAUGUCCGUCUGUCUAUCUUUUAAAUCGCGGAAUUGAAAUAAACUGUAGAUGCUGUUAACUAACCAUAUAAUUAACUAAAUUUCAACGUAUUCAAAUAAUUCAGUGUCCAUGCGUGAGCGCAAGGUUGUUAUACGUUUACUUAUAGUUAUCUACUUUCACACAAAAGUAGAAACUGGACCUAUGGCUAUGGCUAUGAAGAUAAAAUUAUUAAAAUAUAUAUUGCAAUGAACCUUGUAGAAUUCCUUGACGGAGAAUUGGAAUUGGAUGAUGACAACGACGAGGAACCUGUGCACGAUACAUCAGGUAAAUUAUAGAUGACAAUGACAUUACUAAGACUAAUUAAGUAACAUAUGUGCAGUAUACGUAAAAUGCUCUAAUUACUCAUGGAGGAUGUUGUUUCUGUAAUCAUUCUGUAACUCCCUAGGGCCUUUACGAUGCAUAUGGCUCGACUGCGGUUGACGCCAUUACAGGUCAUCAUGAAAGUUUUUGAAAUAAUUUUUUAAUUAAACAACCUAGCUGUCCCCCAAGAAUAUAUCCGAUCAUGAUCUAAUGACAUCCUAGUAUUUCCAUAUGAUCAAUCUAAUAUCUAAACAGUUUUUCUCAUUUAAUUUAUCCUGGUGCUAGUGUCAACACUCAAAAAUUAAUUGCAUCCGCAUUACGGAAUGAAAUGUUGAUAUAUUAAUUUUAAUUAAAACAUAUAUACUCUGUACUAUACAGGGUGUGAACUGAACAGAUUUGAAAUUGCUCUCAAUUUCGCAAAACAAAAGUUGUUGGGUUGAAGAAUAUGUUGGGUUUUUAAUUAUUAUAAGUAAACGCAUGCUUUGAGGGAAAUUAGUGAUUAAAUGUCCCCGCAAACCGAGGAAGGUUUACUUUUACUAAACCUCCCGAGGUUUGCGGGGUCAUUUAAUCACUAAUUUCCCUCAAAGCAUGCGUUUAGUUUGUAAGUACAUGGUAGCCGAGCGAAUCGCGCGUGGUGUGUUGGUCUGAUUUGAAUGCUGUUUGAUUGUCUUAUGAUUGUGGGAUGAACACUUUUCAUAUAUACGUAAGCUGAGAAACACAUCUCCGUGUUCAUUCUUUUCAGGGAUUGCGGAAUAAAAACUGGCAAAUUGAUUGUCGGAAUGUGUACGGGACGGUGUCGUCAGAUACUGUCCGAUGAUUUUCGAUGAGGUACAGCUCUCCAAUGAGAGGUAUUAAAUGAGGUACGCUUUUGUCUUCUAAAUUUCCCUCAUCAAGCAUGCAGGGGAAAAUUAGAAGACAAAGAAAUCUUUUGUUUUCAACUAAAUUUCCCCGUUUCCCAAGGAAAUUUAGAAGACAAAAGCGUAUGCAUGGGUAAUGAGGGAAAUACGUGAUUAAACGUCCCUGUUGAAACAAAAGAAACCCAGUGCUACCGUGUGUUUGCUGUACAAAAUUUCAGACAAGUUGCUUUAGUUUAAGCCUUUAACUAUUCAUUUUCCCCUAAAAUAUCAGCCUUUCGCAUGCUUUAACCUUUACCUAAAUUGCAUAUUCUUGACAUAUGCAAAUUAGGCAAAGCAUUAAUUGCGCAUGCAAAAGCUGAUUUUUCAGAAAAAAUGCAAGUUUGCGUAUAAAUAGUUAACGGGCUUAAAACUGAAGCAAAUUGUCUGAAAUUUCGUGCAGCAAUUAAACGCCCAACACAUUUUUCACCCAUUAACUCAAAAUACGAAUAAAGCUUUUAAUUCUCGUGCGCCAGCCAUUUUUAGUUUGUUGGAAAAAACACACACCCCUGGUUUACAAAAUGUGAGUUGGAGAAAUUUUAUUCAUUAUUGUACAUUAUAAACUACCAAAGAAGCUAUAUAUAUCAAACACUGGAUACUAAUAGCUGUUUUGCGAAAUGGAGAGCAAUUUCAAAUCGGUUCAGUUUUUUUUAUACACCUUAAUGUAGAUAAAGAUUUCAUAUAUCAAAUAAACAAUAUACAUUGUGUAUAUUUUCUUAGAAGAUGAUAUGCUCAAUACUGCUGUGCCGCAACAAAAAUUGCCUUUGAAACACAAAGCUGAUAAAGGUAAAAAUUAUAAAUUAAGAUAAUUGUUCUUAAUAAUUCUGUAGUCUAAUAUUGAAUUUCAUGCAGUUAUAUUUAUACGUAUACUGUAGUACUAUGCGUGUACUUUAUUUUAGCUCACAUUCCUGGUGAACUUCACCGUAAAUCAGUUGCGAUAGCAUUCUGGGAAUAUGAGCUUUAUCAGGAGCUUUGUGACAAGGGUAUAGCAAGUAAGUGGGUAUUCACAAAAGCGCAAGUAGCUACUAAUUUGUCUGGUUCCAAAGAUGCUGCCACUAAAUACGUUGUGGCAAAUCAAAUUUCAAAUACCUAUGGACAUGAAUGUUUCAAAGGAUGUAGGAGUAAAGGUAAUUAAAACAUCGAAUCACUGAUAUAGUUAAAUACUUGUGUUAGUAAAUACAUGUGUUAGUUAAUAAUACUAGUAUAGUAAGAUUACAGAAAUCAUGAAUGAUACGUGAUUCUGUUUGUAAAUGUCUAGGUUGUGGAAAACUGUAUGUUUUAGAUGGGAAUUGGAAGCUGUGUUAUGCACACUGUAUGUUCCCAGUUCCUGUCACUAUUGUUGGAUACGAAAAGGAAAUAAAUUAUCCAAAAGUUUGUCCCCGGAAUCCAGAGUACAAGUCAGCAUUCUGUGAUAGGCAUUUGGCCAUGGUCAUGAGCAAAAGCAUUCCUACAGGUUUAAAGGAAUUUUUGCAGUAUUGCAAAAACAAGAAUAAAGGUAUAUAAAGCAUGUUGAGAUAAUCACGCAUGCAGACUACAAAAUUUCAUUAUUAAUAAUAAUUAAAGUUACAUAUAGGCUUCUUGAUAGCGCUGACCGGCAUAAUUCCAAAAUGUAACCUAUGUGCCCGACAUUUGUAGACCCUACUAAUCUACUGGAAGAUCUGGAAUUAGAUAUCCCUGAUUGCAGUGAAGAUAAUGCUGCAGUAUAUCAAGGUAUAGUAUGCCAGACGCUUCAAAAUAUAUGUGAUAUAUAAUAUACAAUAUAAAUUGGCAGUAUUCCAGCUAAUGGAUUCGUGAUAUCAGAUUGUGAUCCCGUUUAUAAACGUGAUAAAGAGAAUAUUUUUUAAAGUUUAGUCAGCUACACUUAAUUAAUUAGCUAGAGAAUAGAGUUUAUGUUGUUAAUCCCAAGAUACAAUUGAAGCGUCUUUUAUGGUGUGUCACACGACAAAACAUUGAUUUCCUUCCAAGAAAUUGCUUGAACUUAGUUUGAUAUGCAUUGAUCGAGGUUGUUAUUCUUUUCAAUUCUACUUUUAAAGGUACCAGGAUGUUCAUGGUAAAAAAUGUGAAAUUGGUCGAGGACUGUGAGGAGGCUGAAGUGGUGUCGUGCAAUAAAGAUACUGUGGGGAAAACACGCUUACAGAAAUGGUCAAGGGGAAUAUUUGUUAUAGCAUCAGGUGGAGGGCACAUUGACUACUGGCAACCUUUAUACAAGUGA
Molecule: messenger RNA, 4870 nt
Organism: Paramuricea clavata
Lineage: Eukaryota; Metazoa; Cnidaria; Anthozoa; Malacalcyonacea; Plexauridae
Source: the annotation of a GenBank genome assembly